Plodia interpunctella (Indianmeal moth) is the source of this 2447-nucleotide messenger RNA. Its product is annotated as ecto-NOX disulfide-thiol exchanger 2-like. Bases 207 to 2177 code for a protein of 656 amino acids. The record is from RefSeq and is a predicted model, not a curated record. Gene Ontology annotation, molecular function: RNA binding; oxidoreductase activity. Gene Ontology annotation, cellular component: plasma membrane; external side of plasma membrane. The transcript has 10 exons. NCBI's taxonomy places the organism in Eukaryota, Metazoa, Arthropoda, Insecta, Lepidoptera, Pyralidae. Gene Ontology annotation, biological process: ultradian rhythm.
GAUUGAUUGACUAUUGUUUGUGGUUUGUUUUGAGUUUUGUGAUUUGAGUGAGAAAUAAUUGAGAUUAUUUUUCUUCUUAGUACCUAGGUACCUAUUGAAAAAAAUUGUACCCGUAUACACGAAAUUUGUGAUCAAAAACACAAAAACUAGAUUAUAGAGAAAUAAAGGAAGUAGUACUCAUUAAAUUAUUCGUUAGUUACGAAAUCAUGAUGGCAGGUAAUAGAAGAGACAGAUCACGUUCACCUACAAGAGUAGACACUACUGGACGUCGUCGAGAGAGCAAAACUCAAGAUGUUAACAAACAAACUGGAGAUAAUAAUAUAGGAAAUGCCAAUGUUAUGAAUCCCAUGUUGAUGCAAAACAUGUAUCAACAAGGAAAUAUGAUGAUGGGAGGUAUGUACCAAAAUAUGAUGAUGGGAAAUAUGAUGGGAGGAGGCAUGAUGCCAUCUACUGGAAUGGAAAUGAUGUCAAACACUGCCUUGAGUACAGGUAUGGGAGCAACUAUGGGUACUGGCAUGGAAAUGAUGCAACAGACUCCAAUAGAUAUGGGUUCUAUGGCUGCUCCUAUCCCAGCACCUCCACUACCACCUGGCCCUGCGCCAAUGGAUAUAAGUAUGAUGGGGGGUAUGAUGAUGGAUCCAUCAAUGAUGGGUAUGUACCCAAAUAUGACUGCUGACAUGACAACCGUUCAGGAGAAAAAAGAAAUAAUUUUAAAGCAUUGCAAGCUCACCCCCCCUGCUCCUGGGUCUGCACCACCGCCUAGACGUGCCCGACCACCAGGCUGUCGCACAAUUUUUGUUGGAGGGUUGCCUGAAAAAAUUAGAGAAAGUACUGUAAGAGAUAUAUUUGAACCAUAUGGAAGGAUACACACAUUGAGAUUGUCAAAAAAAGAUUUCUGCCAUAUUAGAUUUGACAGGGAAAGUUCUGUGGAUGCUGCCAUGCAGUUAGCCGGAUAUCGAAUCAAGUUAAUCAGCAAGGAUGAUAAGGAUGAAGAGGAUGAUUCUAAAUCAACCACAGGAUGGUUGCACGUCGAUUAUGCAUUGAGCAGAGAUGAUCAAAAUGAGUAUGAGCGUAAGCAGCGCCAGGCGUUGCGACAACAACAGGCCCAGAUGCAACAGCUGGCGCAGCAGGAAAUGGCCACCCGCACUUUGGGAGGCUUGGGGGGCGGCUUCCGCAGGUCACCGUCUCCCGUCAGAAUCCAGCCAUUCUCUAAUGCAGCUAUUGUCCAACUUAAUGAAAAGAUCAAGAGUGAAGAGCAUUUCGCAAGUACAAUUCCUACUUUGAUUGCAUGGCUGGAGAGAGGAGAAUGUUCAAAGAAAAAUUCAAAUCAGUUUUACUCUAUGAUACAAGCAACAAAUUCUCAUAUUCGUCGGUUAUUCAAUGAAAAAAUGCAGGCAGAAGAAGAAUUGCAAGAAUGCAGGGAAAGGGUUAAAAAUCACAUAGAAAGGGUUAUAGAACAACUCGAGCAGGUGGCGAAAGUAUUCUCAGCGGCAGGCCAUCAGCGCGUUUGGGAUCAUUUCACUAAGCCUCAGCGGAAAAACAUUGAGACAUGGCAGAAAAUGACACAGGAGUUCAAUUCUCUAAAAGAAGAAUUUAUGGAAAAAUUCUUCAAUGAAGAUAAUGAAUAUAACAAUGGUUACAAUAACAAAAGUCUUUCGGACAUGGGAAGCAGUGAUGAAGUACAGAAGUUGAAGCUAGAAAAGGAGAGUCUUCAGUUCCAACUGGAGGCAUACAAGAAUGAAGUAGAAGUCAUAAAGGCAGAUGCGCAAAAGGAAAUGGAGAAGUUCAAGGCACAGUUCAUAGCGCGCCAAGCGCUUCAAGGCGUCGUAGAAAAGAAUCCGCCGUUGCCGCAGCCGGUGGUGAAGCCGCCGCCGCCGCCGCCGCUGCCGGACGACCUCGACACCAAGGUGCAGCUCACGCAGGCAGUGGAGGCCGGCUGCGGGGAGGCCAAACUUAUUGGCGUAAUGUCCGCUUUUCUACAGGUGCACCCGCACGGCGCCAGCCUGGACUACGUGGUGUCGUACGUGCGCGCGCUGUUCCCGCACGUGACGCAGGCCACCAUCCACCACGUGAUGCAGAAGCACCCCGACGUGUUCGAGCGCUCCACCAGCGGCGUCGGCGCGAACAUCGAGAGCCGCUGGUUCUUCAGCGCAUUCAAGAAAGACGAAAAACCCUAGCGCAAACGUAAGAAGUACCGCAUCAAGCCGCUUAGCAUUGCAAUGACAUUCAUGAAAUAGGCUAGUGGUCACAGUGUAGUGAUAGUGCAAUUGACUUCAUACUUAUGUGAAUGUGUUGAUGUGAUAGUUAUAUAAAUCAUCUUUUAACUGUAAUACCGUUAUGUCAUGUUAUUUAUUACGUAAUGUACCAGUAAAACGAAUACUAUAUUAAACAAUAUAUAAUUCCAUAGAACUGAAGUAGAUUAUUAAAAUACUUCAAAAUAUUAUAAA